AUGGCGGACGCCACGUGCAUUCAAAACUGCCACACGGACAAGCACAGCAUUAUGGACAAACUCGAAGCCAUACUUGACGCCUUCUGGGUACGAAUAGCGAGCAAGGAGCGACACACUAAAGUGUGUAAACCCAUCAAAAGACCCGCACAUACCCACCGCAACCGCAUAGGCCCCCGCCUGAUGGGACCUAAAAGUUGGCGCCAAAGACGGAGAUCCCACCUGCUUAAACACAAACAGGCAAGAUCAAGCCACACUGUGACCCUGGCCCGAAUUGGCCCACAAGCUCACCCCAGACCCUGCAUGAAGCGGAGACCCGAACAGCAACCAAUAACAAGCAAGCUUCACUCACAGCUCCGAUCCUACCCGACGCCAUGGAGAGCUCCAAAGCACCAAACGGAGAAUACACUUACCCGCAACGUCCAUGCCGGUUCCUGCGGUGACGAGCAGAUGAGACAGCAAUUGGAACACACAGCGCUGCUCAUGACAGAGCCUCAGCAGGACUUUCAAACGAUCCCAACACCCUUCAAUGCGCUGGGUAUCGGCUGA
Molecule: messenger RNA, 546 nt
Organism: Pelobates cultripes (western spadefoot toad)
Lineage: Eukaryota; Metazoa; Chordata; Amphibia; Anura; Pelobatidae
Source: the annotation of a GenBank genome assembly